Messenger RNA from Gadus chalcogrammus (walleye pollock), 3822 nucleotides. RefSeq lists its product as uncharacterized. Lineage: Eukaryota; Metazoa; Chordata; Actinopteri; Gadiformes; Gadidae. The record is from RefSeq and is a predicted model, not a curated record. Gene Ontology annotation, molecular function: zinc ion binding; protein binding. The transcript has 4 exons. Bases 159 to 3557 code for a protein of 1132 amino acids.
CCAGGGGUUAGGAGAGGAGGGGAGGGGACGUCAGGUAGAGGAAACGAUACUUAAGGUUCAGAUCAACCAAAGCACCCGACGUGGAAGCAGUUCUCUCGGUCAGGAGAAAAAUAAAACGCAUUCUGAAAUAAGCGGACGGACAGAAACUACAUCAAGGAAUGGCCUCUGCUAACCCUUCCUGGUCUGAAGAGAACUUUUCAUGUUCCAUCUGUCUGGAUGUGUUCAGCAUCCCAGUUUCCACACCAUGUGGGCACAACUUCUGCAGAACCUGUAUUACUAAGUUCUGGGAUGAACAAGUCAAGUACAAGUGUCCCGUUUGCAACGAGCUUUUCAACACAAGACCUGAUUUACGGGUCAAUAUCCUAAUUUCAGAGAUGAUUGAUCGGUUUGGAACGUCCCUACAAGUAAAAGAGCAGCCUUGUGUUGAACCAGCAGAAGUUCCCUGUGACGUCUGUACUGGGACCCAGCUGAAGGCCGUGAAGUCCUGCCUAGUGUGUCUUAUCUCUUACUGCCAAACCCACCUGGAGCCACACCAGAGAGUCACAGUCCUGAAGAAACAUCGGCUGGUCGAGCCUAUGGACCGUCUGGACGACAGGAUGUGUAAGAAACAUGACCGACUUCUGGAGCUCUUCUGCAAGACUGAACAGGUGUGUGUGUGUCUGUUGUGCACAGUGACGGACCACAAGUCCCAUCCUGUUGUACCUCUAAAGGAGGAAUAUGAAGUGAAGACGGCCCAGCUGGGGAAGAUAGAGGCUGAAGUUAAGCAGUUGAUCCAGGAGAGACAAAAGAAUAUUCAGGAGAUUAAAGACACAGUUGAACGCAGCAUAGCAGACGCAGACAGAGAGAUAGCUGAUGGUGUGCAGGUCCUCACUGCUCUGAUGCGCUGCAUUGAAAAGUGCCAGGAUGAUCUCAACCAAAUGGUGAAAGAGAAACUGAAAUCCACAGAGAAACAAGCUGAAGACCUCAUCAAAGAGCUGGAGCAGGAAAUAGAAGAUCUGACCAAUAGAAGCUCAGAGGUGAAGCAGCUCUCACACACUGAAGACCACCUCCACUUCCUCCAGACCUUCAGAUCCCUGAAGGAUCCUCCACCCACCAGGGACUGGACCACGGUGGAGGUCCGUCCUCCGUCAUACGUAGGGACCUUGAGGAGAUCCCUGGAUCAGCUGGAGGAGACACUGAACAUGGAGAUGAAGAAGCUGCGUGAUGCUGAACUGAAGAGGGUCCAGCAGUAUGAAGUAGAUGUGACUCUGGAUCCUGAUACAGCUCAUCCCAAGUUGAUCCUGUCUGAGGAUGGGAAACAAGUACAUGAUGGAGGUAUGUGGAAGAGACUCCCAGACAACCCUAAGAGAUUUUCACUGUGUGCAUGUGUUCUCACGAGGCAGAGCUUCUCCUCAGGGAGAUUUUACUUUGAGGUCCAGGUUAAAGACAAGACUGUAUGGUGGUUAGGAGUGGCCAGAGAGUCCAUCGUCAAAAAAGGUGAGACCAGGCGGACCCCUGAGAACGGUUACUGGACUCUUCACUACAACCAGGAUGGGUUGAUAUUUAGAGAUAACCCUCCUGUCCGUCUCCCUCUGAGAGCUGGGCUCCAGAAGGUGGGGGUGUUUGUUGAUUAUGAUGAGGGUCUGGUCUCCUUCUAUGAUGUGGAAGCCAGGGUUCAUCUCUACUCUGCUACUGGCUGCACCUUCAGUGAGCCUCUCUAUCCAUUCUUCUUCCCAGGUGCCCGUGAUUAUCUAGGUAACAACUCGGCCCCCCUCAUCAUCUCACCUGUCAAUCAAACAGACGGGUUAGGGGAGGAGGGGAGAGGACGUCAGGUAGAGGAAACGAAACUUAAGGUUCAGAUCAACCAAAGCACCCGACGUGGAAGCAGUUCUCUCGGUCAGAAGAAAAAACGCAUUUUGAAAUACGCUGACGGACAGAAACUACAUCAAGGAAUGGCCUCUGCUAACACUUCCUGGUCUGAAGAGAACUUUUCAUGUUCCAUCUGUCUGGAUGUCUUCAGCAGCCCAGUUUCCACACCAUGUGGACACAACUUCUGCAGAGCCUGUAUUACUAAGUUCUGGGAUGGACAAGUCAAGUACAAAUGUCCCGUUUGCAACGAGCUUUUCAACACAAGACCUGAUUUACGGGUCAAUAUCCUCUUUUCAGAGAUGGUUGAUCGGUUUGGAACGUCCCUACGAGUAAAAGAGCAGCCUUGUGUUGAACCAGGAGAAGUUCCCUGUGACGUCUGUACUGGAACCCAGCUCAAGGCCGUGAAGUCCUGCCUAAUGUGUCUUACCUCUUACUGCCAAACCCACCUAGAGCCACACCAUAGAGUCGCAGGCCUGAAGAAGCAUCGGCUGGUCGAGCCUAUGGACCGUCUGGAAGACAGGAUGUGUAAGAAACACGACCGACUUCUGGAGCUCUUCUGCAAGACUGAACAGGUGUGUGUGUGUCUGUUGUGCACAGUGACGGACCACAAGUCACAUCCUGUUAUUCCUCUAAAGGAGGAAUAUGAAGUGAAGACGGCCCAGCUGGGGAAGAUAGAGGCUGAAGUUAAGCAGUUGAUCCAGGAGAGACAAAAAAAUAUUCAGGAGAUUAAAGACACAGUUAAACGCAUCAAAGCAGAUGCAGACAGAGAGAUAGCUGAUGGUGUGCAGGUCCUCACUGCUCUGAUGUGCCGCAUUGAAAAGUGCCAGGAUGAUCUCAACCAAAUGGUGAAAGAGAAACUGAAAUCCACAGAGAAACAAGCUGAAGACCUCAUCAAAGGGCUGGAGCAGGAAAUAGAAGAUCUGACCAAUAGAAGCUCAGAGGUGAAGCAGCUCUCACACACUAAAGACCACCUCCACUUCCUCCAGGCCUUCAGAUCCCUGAAGGAUCCUCCACCCCCCAGGAACUGGACCACGGUGGAGGUCCGUCCUCCGUCAUACGUAGGGACCUUGAGGAGAUCCCUGGAUCAGCUGGAGGAGACACUGAACAUGGAGAUGAAGAAGCUGCGUGAUGCUGAACUGAAGAGGGUCCAGCAGUAUGAAGUAGAUGUGACUCUGGAUCCUGAUACAGCUCAUCCCUGGCUCAUCCUGUCUGAGGAUGGGAAACAAGUACAUGCUGGAGAUGUAGAGAAGAGACUCCCAGACAACCCUAAGAGAUUUACACUGUAUUCAUUUGUUCUCACGAGGCAGAGCUUCUCCUCAGGGAGAUUUUACUUUGAGGUCCAGGUUAAAGACAAGACUGGAUGGUUUGUAGGAGUGGUCAGAGAGUCCAUCGUCAGAAAAGGUCUGACCAGGUGGACCCCUGAGACGGGUUACUGGACUCUUUACUACGACCAGGAUGGGUUGGAAUUUAGUGAUAACCCUUCUGUCCGUCUCCCUCUGAGAGCUGAGCUCCAGAAGGUGGGGGUGUUUGUUGAUUAUGAUGAGGGUCUGGUCUCCUUCUAUGAUGUGGAAGCCAGGGUUCAUCUCUACUCUGCUACUGGCUGCACCUUCAGUGAGCCUCUCUAUCCAUUCCUCUACCCAGGUCCCCGUGAUUAUAAAGGUAACAACUCUGCCCCCCUGAUCAUCUCACCUGUCAAUCAAACAGACUAGGACCUUUGUUUGGUAAUAAAAUAAUCAAACAACCAAAACAACUAAUGUUGUUUCCUGAAUUACAAUCUCUACUAUGGGAGGUCUGAGAGAACUGUAUUCAUAUCUUACUUUUCACUGUCUUCUAAGGAGUAAUUCAUGAAGCCACUAACACUGUACUAUAAAAUAUAUAACCCAUUAUAACCUAUAAGACUACACUAUAAUGUUCAAUGUCUUUUAUCUGAAUGUUUUUUUAUGUUUUUAAUUAAUAAAAAAAUAAAUGUAUUAG